Knipowitschia caucasica is the source of this 537-nucleotide messenger RNA. NCBI's taxonomy places the organism in Eukaryota, Metazoa, Chordata, Actinopteri, Gobiiformes, Gobiidae. The record is from the annotation of a GenBank genome assembly.
AUGCCGGGUGGCAAAGAGUACGCGUUUCUCCCCAAAGUAAGAGCAACGCUGCACUGGAGUCACAAGCCACCUUCAGUGAACUUUUACGUUGCCGAACAAACCCACACUGUCAUUCCCCUCCUGCAGGCUCAGCCAGAGGUGGUGCGGCCACUGCUGCAGAAGUGGUCCAAUGAGAUUGCUAAGGCCCAAGAGGCGGACCCUUCCUGUCAAGAGCUCGGGCCGUCUGACCGCCAAGCAAGCCCGGGUCGCAUCCAUUACCAACUCCAACAGGACGUGUGGUACAGAGGCGUACCUUCCAAGUACGGAGGUUUUAAUUACCAAGUGGUGGUUCCGGCCGCGUUGGAUGAUGAAGUGCUGGUUGGACUGGCACAGCUGGUAGCACUGGGCACUGGUCCCAUCUCUCUGACAGCUGUGGUGCAGUGUGACUUGCCCCUGCUCUUAUUGGGGCACGAGUCCGCUAUAAAAGAAAACAACAGCAGGCCUCCUUUUUGGGGACUCGCUGUUGCAAAGAUGUCACGAGGCCCACGUCUGCAGUAG